Messenger RNA from Striga asiatica, 1912 nucleotides. The record is from the annotation of a GenBank genome assembly. NCBI's taxonomy places the organism in Eukaryota, Viridiplantae, Streptophyta, Magnoliopsida, Lamiales, Orobanchaceae.
UUGCAACACUUUGUUCAUUUCAAUUAUUGAUUGUCAAGUUGUUUUAAAGAAAUAUACUUUGCAACGUCCAUCUCUGACAACUCACUGAUAAAUAACAAUUCAAAACCCAAAUAAGCAUACAUGCAAGGGAGAUGAGGACAACUAAAAUAAAAUGCUGCAUGUUGUUAUUUAGCAUAUUUUAAUGUUUAUAUAAUACAAUAAUAAUACAUUUGCAAAAGACCAUAAAUAACAUUACAAGGACGGAUAUAGUCAUUCUUGGGCUUCCAAGUGGUGUGACCGACAAAAAUGGAUGCAAUUCCAAGUGUUGACCAAAUAUCACUGGGAACUGUGGUUUCAAUAUUUUGUAUUGGGCUGUUUACUCUGUGGCUCAUCAAUGGAUAUCUCAAUAAAAGCUGGAAAUUGAAGACAUCUUCAGGCCUCACUCCUCCACCUGAAAUACCGGGCUUACCCGUGAUUGGGAAUUUACUGCAACUGAGAGACAGGAAACCUUACAAGACUUUUAUUAGGUGGGCCGAAAAAUAUGGCCCGAUCUACUCUAUUCGAACUGGCUCCACGACACUUGUUGUCCUCAACUCUAUUGAUGUUGCCAAGGAGGCUAUGGUGACUAGAUUCUCAUCAAUCUCGACAAGAAAGCUUCCAAAAUCAAUAAAGAUUAUUUCUUGUGAUAAAAACAUGAUUGCAGCAUGUGAUUAUGGUGAAUUUCAUAAGACAGCCAAGAGGCAUAUUGUUAAUAGUAUGUUGGGACCUAAUGCUCAGAAACGACAUCAAAUUCACAGGGAUACCAUGAUAGAAAACCUGUCGAAACAAUUGCGAGCUUGUCUGAAAGAAAAUCCUCUGGCAGUUGUUCUUGGACAUGAUGUGGAAUCUAUAUAUGUCGAGAAACUUCGAACAACAUUGUCUAAGCAAGAUAUCUUUGAAAUUUUAGUAGUCGACCCCUUUAAAGGCAUCCUCGAGGUAGACUGGAGGGAUUUCUUCCCAUAUCUAAAAUGGAUACCAAACAAGUCUUUCGAGAGUAAUGUCCAGCAAAUUUAUUCUCGUAGGCAAGCCGUGAUGACCGUACUCAUCAACGAACAGAAAAAACGAAUUUCCCAAAGAACAUUAUCCGAACAACAGAUUCUCAUGUUGUUAUGGGAAGCCAUACUGGAAUCAUCAGAUACAGUUUUGGUCACAACUGAGUGGGCUAUGUUUGAACUUGCUAAAGAUCCAGAACGACAGGAUCGUCUGUAUGGAGAAAUUCAAAGUGUUUGUGGAAAUGAAAAAAUCAUGGAGAAAAAGUUAGCCGAACUUCCGUUAUUGUCUGCAGUUUUUCAUGAGACUUUGAGAAAGUAUAGUCCGGCUCCUAUAGUUCCUCUGAGAUACGUUCAUGAAGAUACGCAAAUAGGAGGAUAUCAUAUUCGAGCAGGAACUGAGAUUGCUAUAAAUAUAUUUGGAUGUAACAUGGACAAGAAAAUAUGGGAAAAUCCUGAAUGCUGGAACCCCGAGAGAUUUCUUGAUGAAAAAUAUGAAAUGAUGGAUCUACACAAAACGAUGGCUUUUGGAGCUGGGAAAAGGCUGUGCCCUGGCGCCUUAAUGGCAAUGUUGGUAUGUUGCUUGACAAUAGGUCGACUAAUUCAGGACUUUGAAUGGAAGCUUAAGGAUGGAGAAGAAGAAAAUGUUGAUAUGAUUGGGUUCAUGACUCAGAAGCUUCAUCCAUUGCAUGUUGUUUUAAAGCCAAGAAAUUGACUAAACUUGAGAUUUCAUUCUUUUCUUGACGUAAGAACCUCGGCAAAUCUGUAAUAGCUUCUUGGAUAUUUUACUUGUUUAUUCCUCCUUAUGCUUAUCACAUUAUUAACAACUAGGUUUGCGAAUUACCAUUAUAUUAUUUUACCUUUCAUUUUCUUAAAUUAUCGUAUAUUACCUAUUUUUUUUAUAA